Pecten maximus is the source of this 786-nucleotide messenger RNA. RefSeq names its product ribosome-binding protein 1-like. The record is from RefSeq and is a predicted model, not a curated record. The coding region runs from base 1 to 786 and encodes 261 amino acids. Lineage: Eukaryota; Metazoa; Mollusca; Bivalvia; Pectinida; Pectinidae. The transcript has a single exon.
AUGAAGGCGAAGGUACAAAGAAAGGCGAAGGUACAAAUGAAGGCGAAGGUACAAAGAAAGGCGAAGGUACUAAGAAAGGCGAAGGUACAAAGAAAGGCGAAGGUACAAAGAAAGGCGAAGGUACAAAGGAAGGCGAAGGUACAAAUGAAGGCGAAGGUACAAAUGAAGGCGAAGGUACAAAGAAAGGCGGAGGUACAAAGGAAGGCGAAGGUACAAAGAAAGGCGAAGGUACAAAGGAAAGGCGAAGAUACAAAGAAAGGCGAAGGUACAAAGAAAGGCGAAGGUACAAAGGAAGGCGAAGGUACAAAAGGCGAGAAAGAAGGCGAAGGUAACAAAGAAGGCGAAGGUACAAAGAAGGCGAAGUACAAAGAAGGCGAAGGUACAAAAGCGAGAGUACAAAAAGGCGAAGGUAAAAGGAAGGUAAGGAAACGAAUAAAAGGCGAAGGUACAAAGGAAGGCGAAGGUACAAAGGAAGGUGAAGGUACAAAGGAAGGCGAAGGUACAAAGAAAGGCGAAGGUACAAAGGAAGGUGAAGGUACAAAUAAAGGCGAAGGUACAAAGGAAGGCGAAGGUACAAAGGAAGGCGUAGGUACAAAGGAAAGCGAAGGUACAAAGGAAGGCGUAGGUACAAAAAAGGCGAAGGUAACAAUGAAGGCGAAGCUACAAAGGAAGGUGAAUGUACAAAGGAAGGUGAAGGUACAAAGAAAGGCGAAGGUACAUAGGAAGGUGAAGGUGCAAAGGAAGGUGAAUGUACAAAGGAAAGCGAAGGUACAAACAAAGGCGUAG